This is a messenger RNA of Radiomyces spectabilis, 1132 nucleotides long. RefSeq names its product ribosomal protein L30, ferredoxin-like fold domain-containing protein. The record is from RefSeq and is a predicted model, not a curated record. Gene Ontology annotation, biological process: maturation of LSU-rRNA from tricistronic rRNA transcript (SSU-rRNA, 5.8S rRNA, LSU-rRNA). The transcript has 3 exons. Gene Ontology annotation, cellular component: cytosolic large ribosomal subunit. NCBI's taxonomy places the organism in Eukaryota, Fungi, Mucoromycota, Mucoromycetes, Mucorales, Radiomycetaceae. Gene Ontology annotation, molecular function: structural constituent of ribosome; RNA binding. Bases 215 to 970 code for a protein of 251 amino acids.
CACGAUUUUAGGGCGCCGCCAAAUAUCUCCAAGUGACGUGGAUCGCGCAUUUUUGGACACAUCCAAGCCACCGCUCCAUUGGUUGACAGCCGAGCCUUUUUUUUUUCUGAGAAAUCAACGAUCAAAAAAAGUGACUGCAACACCCACUGGGAAAUCGAACAAUUGAAUUUUUUUUCCCUUUUUUUUUCAUUCUGCAUCUUUCAAAUAUAUCAUUAUGGCUGAUAACUUGACCAUUCCUAAUCCCUCGUACGUUCCCGAGACUCUCUUGAAAAAGAGAAAGAUCAAUGAAAAGAAGGCCAUUGAAACAGCAAGAGAACGAGCUGAAUUACGCAAGGCACAGAAAAAAGUCAAUCGCAAGACCCAAUUUAAGCGAGCGGAUGAGUUUGUGCGUGAAUUCCGAGCCAAGCAGAAUAUGGGGAACAAGAUCCGUAAGCGAGUAAAGAACAAUCAGCGAUCCGGUUUGGAAACAUCGGAUUCGAAGUUGUUAUUUGUGGUGCGUAUCAAGGGUGACAGCAAAGUGCACCCAAAAAUGACCCACGCAUUGAAGAAAUUGGGACUGCUUCACAUCAACAAUGGUGUGUUUGUGCGUUUGAACAAGGAUACAAAGAAAUUGAUCGACAUUGCCGAACCUUACGUGGCUUACGGUGUUCCCAGCUUAAAAACGGUGCGUGAUCUGGUGGUGAAGCGUGGUACGGCAAGAAUUGAAGGCAAGCGAGUACCUAUUUCAGACAAUGCCAUGGUCGAAGAACAUUUGGGUGCCAAAGGCAUCAUUUGUGUGGAAGAUAUCAUUCACGAAAUCGUUACCCUCGGAGAAAACUUUGACACCGUCAAUGCAUUCAUCGGCUCUUUCCGUUUGAGCAAUCCUGUCAAGGGCUGGCGUCAAAAACGAUUGCAACAAUUAACAGACAAGGCCGAAGGCGUCGAAAGCAUAGAAAGUGACAUUAACAAGUUGGUCGAAGCCAUGAACUAAGUCGACUGAUUUUUCCUCUCUUCCAUAUUUUUUCUUUUUUUUUUUCUCUUGUUUGCAAUCAUUCAUUUAUUUCAUCAAGCUGCUUAUUUUUUCAUGUUUUCUUAUUGUCCGUAUAUGUUCACAGAUUGGUGUAGGUGGGUCAUCCCCUAAUUAAAAGGUGUA